AUGUCAACUACAGAGACUAUAUCUAUUAAAGGAGAGGCCCAAGAUGUGCCGAGGUAUGUUAUCCUUGAGAAAAACUCGUUUAUAGCACCUACGAAUGUAUAUCAAGGACCUUCUCCUUAUGCAGAAAAAUUCACAGAAGGUCCUUCAUACCAGCCUACCAAUACUUUUGUUCAACCAUCGGGAAUCCUUGAAGAGGAGUAUGAAUUCGAAGAUGUCACUCCUCAAAUUGGAAGAGAGUUUCCUAAAGCCCAGUUGAGAGAGAUCCUUAAAGACGAUGACAAGCUAAAAGAACUUGCAAUAACUGUUUCACGUCGAGGAGUAGUUUUUUUUAGAGACCAGGAUAUCUCUCUUGAAGAACAAAAAUUUUUAACUGACAAGCUUGGAAAGUUAGCAGGAAAACCAAAAACAUCUGGAUUACAUAUCCAUCCUACGGCGCCAGCUGGUGGUUUUAUUAAAAAUGAUGGUUCUGGAAAGGUCGAUCCAGAAAUCUCAAUUAUUUCUUCUAAACAGAAUAAACGUUUCAAAGAAAGAAGAGGUGACAAAGAAAGAAGAGGUGACUUUUUUAAAAAAACAAGUGCCAAAGAAUGGCAUAGCGACAUCACUUUUGAGCCAGUGCCUGCUGACUAUUCAAUUCUCAAAAUUGUCGAACCUUUAGAGAGCGGCGGAGAUACCCUCUGGGGAAGUGGAUAUGCCCUUUAUGAGAAGCUUUCGCCAUCUUUUCGGGCUUAUCUCGAAUCACUAACAGGGACCUACUCUCAACCAGGUUUUAAAAAAUCAUCUGAAGGGGUUUAUGAUUUGUUUUCUGAUGAAAGAGGUGCCCCAGAAAAUAUUGGAGACGAGUUAACUGCUGUUCACCCUAUUGUGAGGACAAAUCCAGUAACAGGUUGGAAAUCAGUUUUUGCUAUUGGGAAUCAUUUUACAUCUUUCAAUGGAUUAACCGAAUAUGAAAGUACCCUUUUAAAAGAUUACCUUAAUGAAACUUUAUACGGCAACAACGAUCUUCAAGUUAGAUUUAAGUGGAAUAAGAAUGAUGUAGCAAUUUGGGACAAUAGAUCUGCCUAUCAUUCGGCUACUUUUGAUUAUCUCGGUGGAGAUAAAGAACGCACUGGGGUAAGAACGGUAGGAAUUGGAGAGCGUCCUUAUCUUGCAAAGAAUAGUACUAGUCGUGAAGAGGGACUCCGAAAAUCUGGUCUUAAGUAUUAG
This is a messenger RNA of Priceomyces carsonii, 1203 nucleotides long. Its product is annotated as TauD/TfdA dioxygenase family protein. NCBI's taxonomy places the organism in Eukaryota, Fungi, Ascomycota, Pichiomycetes, Serinales, Debaryomycetaceae. Gene Ontology annotation, cellular component: cytoplasm. The coding region runs from base 1 to 1203 and encodes 400 amino acids. Gene Ontology annotation, molecular function: 2-oxoglutarate-dependent dioxygenase activity. The transcript has a single exon. The record is from RefSeq and is a predicted model, not a curated record.